Raphanus sativus (radish) is the source of this 1398-nucleotide messenger RNA. RefSeq names its product dof zinc finger protein DOF1.3. The transcript has 2 exons. Gene Ontology annotation, biological process: regulation of DNA-templated transcription. Gene Ontology annotation, molecular function: DNA-binding transcription factor activity; DNA binding. The record is from RefSeq and is a predicted model, not a curated record. NCBI's taxonomy places the organism in Eukaryota, Viridiplantae, Streptophyta, Magnoliopsida, Brassicales, Brassicaceae. The coding region runs from base 98 to 1129 and encodes 343 amino acids.
AUACUCAUGCCUCACAUCUUGUCUAAAAGAAGAAACACACACCACCAUCUCACCUUCACUUUCUUCUUUCUUGUGUACCGUACUCGCAACUUUUGGUAUGUCAGAACUUAGAGAUACCCCAGUCAAAUUGUUUGGAUGGACAAUUACAUCUUCUUCUCCCUCACUUCGACCACACAUGAUAAACAACCAAUCUGCUCCUGAUAACGAAGAACAAGACAGUACAAGUCUUCAGAGAUCAUCUGAUCUCAACGAGGUGUCAAAAGAAACAUCUGAGAACAGCGAGAUCACAACAACAACAACAACUACAUCGGAAGAGAAAACAACUGACUUGAAGAAACCAGACAAGAUUCUUCCAUGUCCAAGAUGCAACAGCGCAGACACCAAGUUCUGUUACUACAACAACUACAACGUUAGUCAGCCACGUCACUUCUGUAGAAACUGCCAGAGGUACUGGACUUCCGGUGGAACCAUGAGGACCGUCCCAGUUGGCUCAGGCCGCCGUAAGAACAAGGGAUGGGUUUCUUCAGACCAUUACAUGCACAUCAAGUCAGAGGAUACUAACAGUUACAAUAGCUCAUCGGCUAAAAUUCUUAGCUUCGAGUCUUCGGGCGAAGAGUCUUUGGUUACUGAAAAUGGUAAGAAUCAAUCAAGCGACUCUGUUUCAAAAAACUUCAACAACUUGCAAAGAUUUCUUCCUCCGCAAGUAACAUCCUCUGUUCCGCCUCCUUGGCCUUACCAGUUCCCUCCUAACCCUACUUUCUACCACAUCCCUGUCUACUGGGGCUGCACGGUGCCAUUUUGGUCUACUCUAGAGCCUUCCACGUGUCUAGGGAAAAGGACAAGAGAUGAAGCUUCACAUGAAAGUGUUGAAGAGAACAAAGACACUUUUGUAAGAGCAAGAUUGGAUUCGAAGUCUCAAAGCAUUAAUGAUGAAGUAGACGUAGCUAAGAAGAAUCGUGUGUUUUAUCCAGUACCGAUGAAACGUGAGAAGACACAGCAGUUCAGUUUAUUCGUAAAUGACUCUGGAACAAAGAGCAGCAGCAAUAGAUCCGUUCCUGAAACGUAUCUAAACCUGCAAGCAAACCCUGCAGCCAUGUCAAGAUCUAUGAACUUCAGGGAGACCAUGUAACGCUAAAGAGAUUUCAGUAUAAAAAAAAAAGAGAUUUCAGUAUACAAUAAUGGUUCGUGUGUUUAUUCAUGAAGAGAGAUUUAGUAGUGUAUUAAUUGCUACCUUGUAAAGGAAGGAACAAAAUAAACUGUAGGUAUUUUUGUUGUGUGGUGAAGCUGUAGAUAUAUAACUUUGAUAUUCAGUAUUAUCUUAUUUAUAUGCCACAGUAACCGUUUUGUGCAUCAUCCUAACGAUGGAUAUGCUGAAUUAUGAUGUCAUCUUAGGUAAAU